AUGAAGUCAAGUAAAUACAAGUUAAGUAAGUUUAGUGAAAGCAAGGCUUAUAAGAUAAGGCUAAGCGAAAGCAAGGCAAGCAGGAAAGCCUUAAGAAGCAACCAAGCCCACAAGCUUGAGUCUUCAACCAAGACUCGUUGUUCACUUGCCAAUUGCAUCACCAACUGGUCAAGUGCUCAGCCCGUCAAGGUCUCUGCCAGAAGCGAAAGUUUCAACCGGCUUAUCAAACUCAGGCAACUUCAGCACCGGCUCAAUCACCACCGCCAUCUUCAAACCGUCAAAAGCCCUUUGACAAGCUUCAGACUAGUUCUAACCCUGAUCCAUCACCAGAGUCAAUUCGUACACAAAAUAGUUAGUAUAAAAGGUGUCGCUUCCCCCUUCCCUUAA
Salvia miltiorrhiza (redroot sage) is the source of this 387-nucleotide messenger RNA. NCBI's taxonomy places the organism in Eukaryota, Viridiplantae, Streptophyta, Magnoliopsida, Lamiales, Lamiaceae. The record is from the annotation of a RefSeq genome assembly.